Messenger RNA from Amoebophrya sp. A25, 1759 nucleotides. The record is from the annotation of a GenBank genome assembly. NCBI's taxonomy places the organism in Eukaryota, Dinophyceae, Syndiniales, Amoebophryaceae.
AUGGCGCAGCCAACAAUGGAGAUGACGAAGGAGGAAAUUGAGGAGGCCUGCCUCAAGGGUGACCUCAGCAGGCAAUGGGAGUGGCACUCAACCUUCCGGGAUGCUGCAAAGAACAUGUACAGAACAAACACAUUCGACGGUCUGCACAUGAGGGAAAACUGCGUACUCUGAUUUUUUUCAACUUCUGCUUAGUCUUCGUAGCUGUCGCAUAGAAGUAUGAGUAUGAGCAAAGCAACAAGCGUAAUCUAGACUCCAUUUUUUGAGUUCUAGUUCUUGUACUAACUUGUAUUGUCUUGUUUUAACUCCAACUACUUGCUACAACGCCUUCCUCUGUCUUCUUGAUGUCAACUUCAUGUACACGACGGAAGCUAUCGUCAAUAUAAUCUGUUUCAGGUAAGAUCCAACUACCCAUCUGGCUAUGGAGGACACGUACCACAGCUGAAGCAUGAUAUGUUGCAUUUGAACACAGCCCAGUAUGAGAAAAUGAAGCUUGCAAGUGUGGACCCAGGAAGGUAAAAUUGAUACAUGCGUCUUAAUAUUGAAGAUGGUGACUAUCUCUAUCCCCUCCAUCUCCCAUUCUUCAAAUGAAGAUAUCAAACUAAGUGUAACUACAACAAGGAACAACACCAAUAUCUUCUAUACCAUGCGCUCGCCAUGCCAUUUUUCCCUUUUCUCUUAUCGAGAAGAUUUUUUUUCAUGCAGUUUCACUUUCACUUUCACUUAAUACACUUUCUUCGCCGAUCAUCAUCGACACACAUUCUACAACAUAAACAGGGACACUUUUCCCUCGUUCAAGCAGCAGAAGGAUGGUCAAGCGACUUUUAGUCAGCAGGCACAGGCAUCGACACCUACAUUCGGCACGCUUCCGGACGUGCGAGUCCAGCCGCCAUGGGCCAUCACGCCACCGAUCUGCACCGUGCCAAGCUUUCGUGUGGUACUUACUUUUUCGAUGCCCAUAAUGAUUGAGAUUGUUCAUCUCUAUGAGUAUCAGUAUGAUGAUUAUAUGUGAUUUUUCAAGAAUCUCUUUCGGUGGAGAGGUUGAACAUGAACUCGGUUUUGAUAUUACUUCCAUUUUUAGUUUAUUAUCCCUCUUGCUCUUCUACUAAACCAGACUCCGAAUAUGACGGUUGCAACGAAGAAGUAAAUAUAAAAUUUCUAUCGAAAGCUGUGAAAUGAAAAUGUCGACGUCGAGGGAGGCUGAGGAUGAAAGUUGUCAGAAAUACUAAAACGCAUAACCCGACGAGCCGGGGGAAGCACGCACUGCAACAGUUGACGAGUUUUAUCAUACUCGUCUUCGAGAUAAAAUCUAGUACAAGCAAAAAUGAGAACUCAUCUACUUCUAAUCCCACUACUAAGCUUAUCCAAAAGAACAUGGCCAAGAUUACUAGCGGAAAUUUAUUCACCGUGACAGUGCCGACGUAAAUUAACCUAACUGUAGUACUAACGGAAAAUAGUUAUACGAGAUGGAGAUGCUGUGCUGCUGAAAAUACGUGAUACUUCUUCUAGUCUUUUAUCUGUGAGAAAAAAAUGCGCUUCGCGGCAUUGAAAUUGUCAACGAUGAGAAAACAUAUCCAACACUUGUCCUGAUUAAUAUCGAAUCGAACUGCAAGGGAAGAACGAGAAAUUCCUUGUAGAUAUAGAACGCGACAUUCAAUGACAUAAAAAUGAACAAGGCACUAGCACAGCAUGAAAAUGAACGGGAUACUAGAUAAUAAGGGCGACAUGAUGAAACUUGGAGGGGAAGCAGCUAUUUACUGAU